Erpetoichthys calabaricus (reedfish) is the source of this 3381-nucleotide messenger RNA. Its product is annotated as receptor-type tyrosine-protein phosphatase eta-like. Bases 13 to 3036 code for a protein of 1007 amino acids. The transcript is spliced from 15 exons. Gene Ontology annotation, molecular function: protein binding. NCBI's taxonomy places the organism in Eukaryota, Metazoa, Chordata, Cladistia, Polypteriformes, Polypteridae. The record is from RefSeq and is a predicted model, not a curated record.
GCAGAGGACAAUAUGACUGAAAGAGAUGCAGUGGCAGUCAUGGCUGUCAUAAAGCCUGGUGUGGUGUACAAUUUGACGAUCAGUAAUAUCUCCAGUAGCUCACUUUUCCUCAGCUGGACACCACCAAAUGGCAAUGUUGGAAGGUACACAGUUGAGGUUAGUGGAUCCACAGUGAUGAAUGUGACCACGACUUCGGCAUUUGCUAAUCUAACUGGACUAAUACCUGACAGCAUAUAUACCCUCCAAGUUGUGGCCUUGGCUGUGGACAAUAUGACUGAAGGAGAUGCAGUGGCAAUCACGGGAAUCACAAAGCCUGGUGUGGUGUACAAUUUGACGAUCAGUAAUAUCUCCACUAGCUCACUUUUUCUCAGCUGGACACCACCAAAUGGCAACGUUGGAAGCUACAGAGUUGACGUUAGUGGAUCCACAGUGAUGAAUGUGACCACGACUUCGGCAUUUGCUAAUCUAACUGGACUAAUACCUGGAAGCAUGUAUACCCUCCAAGUUGUGGCCUUGGCUGUGGACAAUAUGACUGAAGGAGACGCAGUGGCAAUCACGGGAAUCACAAAGCCUGGUGUGGUGUACAAUUUGACGAUCAGUAAUAUCUCCACUAGCUCACUUUUUCUCAGCUGGACACCACCAAAUGGCAACGUUGGAAGCUACAGAGUUGACGUUAGUGGAUCCACAGUGAUGAAUGUGACUACGACUUCGGCAUUUGCUAAUCUAACUGGACUAAUACCUGGAAGCAUGUAUACCCUCCAAGUUGUGGCCUUGGCUGUGGACAAUAUGACUGAAGGAGACGCAGUGGCAAUCACGGGAAUCACAAAGCCUGGUGUGGUGUACAAUUUGACGAUCAGUAAUAUCUCCACUAGCUCACUUUUUCUCAGCUGGACACCACCAAAUGGCAACGUUGGAAGCUACAGAGUUGACGUUAGUGGAUCCACAGUGAUGAAUGUGACCACGACUUCGGCAUUUGCUAAUCUAACUGGACUAAUACCUGGAAGCAUGUAUACCCUCCAAGUUGUGGCCUUGGCUGUGGACAAUAUGACUGAAGGAGACGCAGUGGCAAUCACGGGAAUCACAAAGCCUGGUGUGGUGUACAAUUUGACGAUCAGUAAUAUCUCCACUAGCUCACUUUUUCUCAGCUGGACACCACCAAAUGGCAACGUUGGAAGCUACAGAGUUGACGUUAGUGGAUCCACAGUGAUGAAUGUGACUACGACUUCGGCAUUUGCUAAUCUAACUGGACUAAUACCUGGAAGCAUGUAUACCCUCCAAGUUGUGGCCUUGGCUGUGGACAAUAUGACUGAAGGAGACGCAGUGGCAAUCACGGGAAUCACAAAGCCUGGUGUGGUGUACAAUUUGACGAUCAGUAAUAUCUCCACUAGCUCACUUUUUCUCAGCUGGACACCACCAAAUGGCAACGUUGGAAGCUACAGAGUUGACGUUAGUGGAUCCACAGUGAUGAAUGUGACCACGACUUCGGCAUUUGCUAAUCUAACUGGACUAAUACCUGGAAGCAUGUAUACCCUCCAAGUUGUGGCCUUGGCUGUGGACAAUAUGACUGAAGGAGACGCAGUGGCAAUCACGGGAAUCACAAAGCCUGGUGUGGUGUACAAUUUGACGAUCAGUAAUAUCUCCACUAGCUCACUUUUUCUCAGCUGGACACCACCAAAUGGCAACGUUGGAAGCUACAGAGUUGACGUUAGUGGAUCCACAGUGAUGAAUGUGACCACGACUUCGGCAUUUGCUAAUCUAACUGGACUAAUACCUGGAAGCAUGUAUACCCUCCAAGUUGUGGCCUUGGCUGUGGACAAUAUGACUGAAGGAGACGCAGUGGCAAUCACGGGAAUCACAAAGCCUGGUGUGGUGUACAAUUUGACGAUCAGUAAUACCUCCACUAGCUCACUUUUUGUCAGCUGGACACCACCAAAUGGCAACGUUGGAAGCUACAGAGUUGACGUUAGUGGAUCCACAGUGAUGAAUGUGACCACAACUUCGGCAUUUGCUAAUCUAACUGGACUAAUACCUGGAAACAUGUAUACCCUCCAAGUUGUGGCCUUGGCUGUGGACAAUAUGACUAAAGGAGAUGCAGUGGCAAUCACGGGUUUCACAAAGCCUGAUGUGGUUAACAAUUUAAGGAUCAGUGAUAUCACCGCUAGCUCACUUUCUCUGAACUGGACACCACCAAAUGGCAACGUUGGAAGCUACAGAGUUGACGUUCCUGGAUCCACAGUGAUGAAUGUGACCACGACUUCGGCAUUUGCAAAUCUAACUGGACUAACUCCCGGAAGCAUGUAUACCCUUCAAGUUGUGGCCUUGGCUGUGGACAAUGUGACUAAAGGAGAUGCAGUGGCAAUCACGGGUUUCACAAAACCCGGCAUAGUUAGCAAUUUAAAUAUAGGUAACAUCGACACUACCUCCAUUUUUCUUAGCUGGUCUCCACCCAGUGGAAGUGCAGCCAGCUACAGAGUGGAAGUCACUGGAGUGUCAGUUACUAACGUGACCACUAACUCAGCCUUUGCUACUGUGACUGGAUUGACACCAGGGAGCAUGUAUACACUGAAAGUUUUGGCCUUGGCUGGGGACAGUGUGACGCAAGGAGAUCCAGUAACAAUUACAACUUAUACAAAACCCGGUACUGUUAGUAAUUUAUAUGUCUUUGACAUCAAAAGUACCUCCAUUUCUCUCAGCUGGUCUCCCCCAAGUGGAAGUGUGGCCAGCUACAAAGUGGUAGUAACUGGAGCAACAGCCACCAAUGUAACAACAACCUCAACCUUUGCUUAUAUAACUGGACUAACCCAAGGGAGCAUGUAUACACUGAACGUUUUGGCCUUGGCCGGGGACAGUGUGACACAAGGAGAUGCAGUGACAAUAACAGCUUAUACAACUUCGGUCACCCUUCGCUAUCAGUUGUCUGUUCUUGAUUCAGAAGCAGUUAAUGAUCAAAUAAAGACUCUGAUACUGCAAAAGUUAAGCAGUCUUCUUCAGAACCAGCUGCCACCAAAUUCCUUCUCAAUAUCUUUUAAAGGAUGAAGGGACUGUGUAUUAAAACAGCAUCAACCAAGUGACAUUAUUCUUAUACAACAUGAAACAUAUGACACAUUAUAUAUUCAAUUUUAAAUAACUUUGUACAAUAAUGUUUAUUUUCUUACUUUUGAAAAGAAGUGUAUAUUCCAUUAUGAUUGUAAAUAAUUCUAUGAAAAUGAAUGCCUGAGCUUGAGUGCAAUAGUAAAAAGUUCUUAUGGUUCCAUAAUAGUUUGAAUUUGCAUUGCUCACAGGCAUUCAUCUUCUAAUAAGGCAAGACACAAUACUUAAUGAUCAGUUUCAUCCUACUUUGGAGCUUUCAUUUUAAGCCAGGAGAAGUACCUUUCAGCAUGA